Molecule: messenger RNA, 1287 nt
Organism: Solanum tuberosum (potato)
Lineage: Eukaryota; Viridiplantae; Streptophyta; Magnoliopsida; Solanales; Solanaceae
Product: probable LRR receptor-like serine/threonine-protein kinase At4g08850
Exons: 2
Coding region: 1-1287 (428 amino acids)
Molecular function (GO): protein binding
Source: RefSeq, a predicted model, not a curated record
AUGGUUCCAAAAUUAUUUUAUUUCCUGAUGUUUUUCACUCUCUUCACUGUUACUUUUGCUUCCGUUGAGGAAGCAACUGCUCUCCUCAAAUGGAAAGCUACUGUCCUAAGCCAAAAUAAUUCCUUACUGGCUUCAUGGACACUAAGUACUGAUGCAUGCAGGGGUUGGUAUGGAGUUAUAUGUUUUAAUGGUCGGGUAAACAAGAUCAAUAUUACAAAUGCUGGUGUUGUUGGUACACUCCAUGAUUUUCCAUUUUCAUCUCUCUUGUUUCUUGAAUAUGUUGUCUAUCUUGACUUGUCGACCAACCAGAUUACUGGUUCAAUUCCAAGUACUCUGGGUGACUUAACUAAGCUCAAUAUUUUGUACCUUUAUGAAAACCAACUUUCUGGUCCCCUUCCUGCAGAAAUAGGAAAGAUGAAGUCACUCGAGUAUUUAUCCUUAUGGAGUAAUAAUCUUUCUGGUCCAAUUCCAAUAACUCUUGGUGACUUAACUGAGCUUAAUGUUUUGUACCUUUAUUCAAACCAACUUUCUGGUCCCAUUCUUGCAGAAAUAGGAAAGAUGAAGUCACUCGAGUAUUUAUCCUUAUGGAGUAAUAAUCUUUCUGGUCCAAUUCCAAUAACUCUUGGUGACUUAACUGAGCUUAAUGUUUUGUACCUUUAUUCAAACCAACUUUCUGGUCCCAUUCCUGCAGAAAUAGGAAAGAUGAAGUCACUUGAGUAUUUAUCCUUAUGGAGUAAUAAUCUUUCCGGUCCAAUUCCUAGUGAGUUGGGAAAUUUGAAAAACCUCACUAGAUUGGAUUUAUCCUAUAAUCAGCUUACUGGUCUUGUUCCUGUUUCCUUUGGCAAUUUGAGAAACUUGCAGACACUAAAUCUCGCUGCGAACGAACUUUCGGGUUCUAUUCCAAAAGAAUUUGCAUAUUUGGAUAGCUUGGUUUUGUUUUCAAUGAGUUUCAAUCACUUUUCAGGCUUGACAGAGUGGCUUUGCAAAGAUGGGAAACUUGAGAUUUUCGUUGUGAAUGGUGGGAAACUUGAGAUUUUCACGGUGAAUAGUAACAAGCUUACAGGGCCAAUCCCAAGAAGCUUGAGCAAGUGCUCGAGUUUCAAAAGGGUUCGCUUCAAUAACAACAACUUUACUGGGAAUUUAUCUGAAGCUUUUGGCAUCCAUCCAGAGCUUCGGUUCAUUGAUUUGAGCGACAAUGAUUUUCAUGGUGAACUCAGCAGUAACUGGGGAAAAUGCAAAAAUUUAAUUGAUUCCAAAGGAAUUUGGAAAAUUAACUUCUCUGGUUAA